UCUAACGAUGUAUUGUCGACGUAUGCAGCCAUAUGCAAGUAAUGAGAAGGUGUUGGUGCAUUAUUUCCAAGAUAGUCUGACUGGGGCAGCUCAAAGGUGGUUCAAUACCCUUAAUCCUUCGUCGGUAUCUUCGUGGGAGGACUUAGCUGAAAUGUUUAUGAAACAAUAUAAGUAUAAUGAAGAGAAGAUCCCUACCAUUUACGAUCUGCAGAACACAACAAUGAAGAAUGGGGAAAGCUUCAGGGAGUUUGCUCAUCGUUGGAUGGAUUUGGCAGCUCAGGUAAUUCCGCCACUGUCAGAGAAGGACCUUUUGAAUGCUUUUAUUGACGCCCUCCAAGAGCCUUAUACGUCUAAUUUGGCGGGCGGUGGUCAUAAUAACCUAGCUGAUAUGAUACAAGCAGGAGAACGAGUUGAACGAUGUAUGAAGAGAGGUACCUUGCAUUAUCCCAUCCUUGACAAACCAGACCCAACCAAAGGAAGUAAAGGCAAAAAGAAUGAAGUGCAUUCUGUGAAUUUUGAUCCAAAUCCCGUUGUUUAUGGUGCGCCUACUUCAGAAUAUCGUCCUAGAAGCAAUGCCCCAAGGAUGUCAAGCCCAUGAGCUUACUAUAACCAUAAUCACACCCAAAAUCUUUAUCCACCCCGAUUCAACGUACCAUCACCCAAUCAAUACCCACAAAACCCAAACACUUACCGAAACUUUCAAAAUCCAUACCAAAACUUUCAAAACCCAAACACUUACCAAAACCCUCGGCCAAAUUUU
Tripterygium wilfordii is the source of this 760-nucleotide messenger RNA. RefSeq lists its product as uncharacterized. Lineage: Eukaryota; Viridiplantae; Streptophyta; Magnoliopsida; Celastrales; Celastraceae. The coding region runs from base 8 to 598 and encodes 196 amino acids. The record is from RefSeq and is a predicted model, not a curated record. The transcript has a single exon.